AUGGCCGCUCGUAUGUUCCUGGUUCUCCUGUUGGUGGCUGUCGCCGCACAAGCAAGAGACUAUUGCCAAUUCAAAUGUUAUAACGGACAAGUUAACUUUGGAUGCAACCACUCAGGCCAACCCGCUGGAAGCUGUGUAGGUUUCAAACGCAUGAACUUGGGCGCCGCUGAACAAAAAUUCGUUUUGGAUGAACACAACAACUACAGAAGCAUAGUUGCCAAGGGACAAGCCAAGAACGCCGCUGGACAAAACUUGCCCGCUGCCAAGAACAUGAACGAAUUAGUUUGGGAUGAUGACCUUGCUCAUUUGGCUUACUUGAACGUCUUGCAAUGCAAAAUGAGCCACGACAGCUGCCGUGACACUGGUAAAUAUAAUAAUACCCAUAAAAAAACCCAAAACGGCCAAAACUUGUUCAACUCCUUCACCACCGCUUCUUACUCCGUCGAACAAGUCUUGAAACAAGGUGUCAAAUCCUGGUUCGAUGAAGUCAAGGAUGUCCAAUUGUCCGAAAUCAAUUCUUUCACCGGCGGAAACGGCAAAGUAAUCGGUCACUUCACCCAAGUCGCCUGGGCCAAGUCAACUCGCGUCGGUUGCGCAGUCGUCACAUACAAGCACCAACAAUUCAACUCCUACCUGAUGGCCUGCAACUACGUCAACGGCAACAUGUUGCGCAGCAGCAUCUACGAAGCAGGAAGCAACUGCGCCGGAUGCGGAUCCUGCACCAGCCGUGGAUUGUGCCAACAAUAA
Ctenocephalides felis (cat flea) is the source of this 747-nucleotide messenger RNA. Its product is annotated as venom allergen 5-like. The transcript is spliced from 6 exons. Bases 1 to 747 code for a protein of 248 amino acids. The record is from RefSeq and is a predicted model, not a curated record. NCBI's taxonomy places the organism in Eukaryota, Metazoa, Arthropoda, Insecta, Siphonaptera, Pulicidae. Gene Ontology annotation, cellular component: extracellular region.